UCAAAAUUGAAGCUCCCUCACCAACUUCCCAUCUCCCUCCUUUUGUUUACCUGUGCUGUGAGUUUCAGUUUGUUGUGAAGUCUCCAACGAAGGACAUGGAGGAAUCUCUGCUGGGAGGAGAAGGUAGCAGCAGCUCCAGCUCUCGACGGCAGAUUCCGCAUGUCAGGUUUAGGCGCCGCUCCGAUGCCAUCGCUUAUGGCUCGGCGUACCAAAGAGCAGCUGCUCUUGUGGAUCUGGCUGAAGAUGGCAUUGGUAUACCCGAGAAAAUUCUUGAUCAGUCAAACUUUCAGAGUGCUGCAAGACUCUACUUCAUUUUCAUUAGAUUUGAUUUUCUUUGGUCCUUAAAUUUCUUUGCGCUGAUAAUUCUAAAUUUCUUUGAGAAACCUUUGUGGUGCUCCAAAUACGAGACGCAUUCUUGUAAUGAUAGGGAGUAUUUCUUUCUUGGGCAGUUGCCGUACUUAACAGCUGUUGAAUCUCUUAUAUAUGAGGCCACGACUCUCAUAAUACUCACGAUACACACUUUUUUCCCAAUUUCAUAUGAAGGUGCUCAGCUUUAUUGGAAAAAUCCCUUGAACCAAUUGAAGGUCGUUUGCACAAUUAUUUUGGUUGCCGAUUUUGUCAUUUAUACCCUAUAUUUGUCGCCAGUGGCCUUUGAUUAUCUUCCAUUCAGAGUUGCACCAUAUAUAAGGGUUGUCUUUUUCAUCAUGAAUAUCAGGCAUCUCCGGGAGAGCAUCAUCAUCCUGGCUGGAAUGCUUGGCACAUACUUGAAUGUCUUGGCUCUAGGGCUUUUGUUUCUUCUGUUUUCCAGCUGGUUGGCAUAUGUUAUAUUUGAGGAUACACAGCAGGGAAAAAUAGUAUUUACUUCUUUUGGAGCCACAUUAUAUCAAAUGUUUAUUUUGUUCACUACAUCCAAUAGUCCAGAUGUUUGGAUACCUGCCUACAAGGCAUCUCGUUGGUAUUGUCUCUUUUUUGUUCUUUACGUGCUGUUGGGAGUUUACUUCGUUACAAACUUGAUUCUUGCUGUUGUAUACGAUAGCUUUAAAAGUCAGCUUGCUAAACAAAUUUCCGAGAUGGACCGCUUGAGGAAAAGUAUAUUGGCCAAAGCUUUUGGUCUUAUGGAUACUAAUAACGUUGGGUUUAUCAAUAAAGAGCAAUGCCUUGCACUUUUAGAAGAACUUAACAGAUACAGGUCUUUGCCGAAAGUAUCAAGGGAUGAUUAUGAGUUAAUAUUUGAUGAGCUGGAUGACAGUCGUGAUUUUAAGAUUAAUAUGAAUGAGUUCGCUGAUCUUUGCAAUGCUAUAGCCUUGAAGUUCCAGAAGGAGGACAUUCCUUCAUGGUUUGAAGGGUAUCCUUCGAUCUACCAUUCAGUUUUCUCAAAAAAGUUGAAAGCAUUUGUGCGGAGCCCCACAUUUGGAUAUGCUGUAUCUUUUAUCCUCAUACUGAACCUGGUUGCUGUUAUUAUUGAAACAACUCUUGAUAUAGCAAACAAUGCAGGUCAGAAAGCAUGGCAAGAACUCGAGUUUGUAUUUGGUUGGAUAUAUGUAGUUGAAAUGGCUCUAAAAAUCUACUCGUUUGGAUUUUUGAACUAUUGGAGAGAUGGCCAAAAUCAGUUUGAUUUCCUUGUCACGUGGAUUAUAGUGAUUGGAGAAACUAUAACUUUCGUUGCACCCAGUGGACUAACUUUUCUUUCAAAUGGAGAAUGGAUUCGCUACCUUCUGAUAGCAAGAAUGUUACGCUUGAUAAGGCUCCUAAUGCAUGUCCGGCAAUAUCGAGCUUUUCUAGCUACCUUUUUAACUCUCAUCCCUAGUUUGAUGCCAUAUCUAGGAACCAUUUUCUGUGUCCUCUGUCUUUAUUGCAAUCUUGGUGUGCAGGUCUUUGGAGGACUUGUUAAUGCUGGAAAUGCCACUUUGUCUAAGACUGAUCUGGAUGAGGAUGACUACCUACUUUUCAAUUUCAACGACUAUCCUANUUUUUUUUUUUUUUUUUUUUUUUUUUUAUAUUUAUCUUCUCAGAGCUACAAGGAAUUAACAGGAAGCAUUUGGACCCUCGUUUAUUUUAUCAGUUUCUACCUAAUAACCGUUUUGCUGCUCUUAAAUUUGGUUGUAGCCUUUGUCUUGGAGGCAUUCUUUGCUGAAUUGGAUAUUGAAUCUUCAGAAAAUGGCGAAGAACAGGAUCAGGACGGAGAUAGUAGAAAGGAUCGUCGACGUUUUGUUGGCACUAAAACUCGGAGUCGCAAAGUUGACAUUCUUCUCCAUCAUAUGUUGAGUGCAGAACUGGAUAAGGAUUCCGAUUAGUACUGUUUCUUUUCCAGAUGAGGAAUUUUUCGUCAAAUGAAGCUCCCAGUUUCAGUUCGUCCGUUCCCCGUGAUGCGAGAAUUCCAAAUGAACCAAAAAAACGUGUAUAAAUGAUCCCUACACAUCAUACUUCCUGUAAUCCUGAUGUCAGUGGAUAGUUUUGAAGGGGGUAACCUUAAAGAUGGGGAGUCUGCAUGAACAUUAAUGUAGUUUGUUAUCUGAAUUGCGUAGACAGCAGGUGACUUUCCAAAGUUUUAUUUACUUGAUCUCCAUUAGGAGAGAGAGAGAGCUUAGCUAUACAGUCUGCUAGUUUGAUUUCAGUUGGAUUACUGUACUCUUGAUUUUUAAACUAUGGAAUCCUCUCGCCUCAUCGUUUACCACUCCAUUCACAAAGUCCGAGAUGAUUGCUGGUAAUAAAAUAAUGCGACGUGUGAG
Molecule: messenger RNA, 2729 nt
Organism: Cucurbita pepo subsp. pepo (vegetable marrow)
Lineage: Eukaryota; Viridiplantae; Streptophyta; Magnoliopsida; Cucurbitales; Cucurbitaceae
Source: RefSeq, a predicted model, not a curated record